Molecule: messenger RNA, 348 nt
Organism: Fulmarus glacialis (Northern fulmar)
Lineage: Eukaryota; Metazoa; Chordata; Aves; Procellariiformes; Procellariidae
Product: fibrinogen-like protein 1
Exons: 2
Biological process (GO): blood coagulation
Source: RefSeq, a predicted model, not a curated record
CAUUCUUACGAGAUGAGCUGUGGUGAAUACUCUGGCACAGCUGGUGAUUCCCUUACUGGUGGAUUUCACCCUGAAGUAAAAUGGUGGGCUGAUCAUCAAGGAAUGAAAUUCAGUACUAGAGACAGGGACAAUGACAACUAUGAAGGGAACUGUGCUGAAGAGGAAAAGGCUGGCUGGUGGUUUAACAGGUGUCACUCUGCCAACUUGAACGGUUUGUACUACAAAGGCCCCUAUACUGCAAAGACAGACAACGGGAUUGUUUGGUACACUUGGCAUGGGUGGUGGUAUUCUCUGAAAUCCGUUGUCAUGAAGGUCAGACCAGCAGACUUUGAACCUAAUAUUGUUUAA